UCUUCGCUUGUGUUUUUAUGUUUGAGUUUUCACUUUUAUAGUUUAUUUUAUGUCGAAUUUAAAAGAUAUCAAAACUUUAUCGUGGUAUUCGUCUUACUUUGAUGGCUUUAUAAUUAAUCGAAUUUUCAAAGUAAAAUAAAGAUAUCAAUUUAGGAAGAUUUUUAUAUAUUUAUUUAUUUAUUUUUCUCUCUUCUCUUGAGGAUGAAUACAAAUGAAAAUUUUGAACCCUAUUUUGAAAAGAAAUUUACUUUCGUUAAGAAUGAUGAAUGGGUUCUGCCAUCUAUCGAUUCACUUUUCAAAGAUUCUGCUUGGCGGGACGAACAUUUUAUGACAAUGAAAGAAGUUUUGAACAACGUUAAAUCCUUGUUAAAUGAUAAAGGUGAACUCUGGCAGAAGCAUACGUCAAAUGUUAACAAAGCUGCUUUAGUCAUUCCCUACAUCAAGGAUAGAAUUCGCCUAGAGAUUUUAACUCAAGCUUGGUGUAAAUUUUUUGAAAUAUUGUCUAGUUAUGAACUGGUCCCAUCUGAAAGUUUAAUAUUUAAAUCCUUUCAUUUGUGUGAAGCUCCGGGGGCUUUUAUCAGUGCUUUAAAUUAUUAUUUAUUCUUGAAGUAUCCUGAUAUUUCAUGGGAAUGGUUUGCAAAUACUUUAAACCCGUAUUAUGAAGAUCAUAAUGUUAAAGACAUCAUUGUUGAUGAUCGGCUCUUAUUUCCUACUUUGAGAAAUUGGUACUUUGGAAAAGAUAACACCGGAGAUAUAACUAAUCCUAAGUAUUUACUUGAAAUCAAAGACAUUCUUGAAAAAAGAGGUCUUGUUAAAUUAGUUACUGCUGAUGGAAGCAUCAAUUGUUUGGAUAAUCCUGGUGAGCAAGAGUUCCUUGUUGCUGACCUUCAGUUUUCAGAAAUGCUGAUUGGCUUGAGUAUUUUAGCUCCAGGGGGCAGUUUUGUGAUAAAAAAAUUCACCCUGUUUGAAUACAUGAACAUCUGUCAAAUAUACUUUUUGAAUUGUAUAUUUAAAGAGGUGCAUGUUUUUAAACCUUUUACAAGCAAAGCUGGAAAUUCUGAAAUAUAUGUCAUUUGCCUAGGAUAUUCAAGUUCUGCAAGCAUAAGCACAUAUCUUGAUCAUUUAAGAGAAAAGUACUUGGCAAAUAAAGAAAAAGCUAUGUUUCCUCACUCACUGAUUCCAGAAUCAUUUAUGUUCCAGUUAAGAGAAUGCUCUAAGAUGUUCCUGGAAAAGCAGAUGAAUGCCAUCAACAAAAAUCUUGCAUUGUAUUCUUUAAAGCAAAUAAAUGAAGAAGUUUUAGAAGAAGAGAAAAGAAUCUUAGCUGAAAUGUACAUUAAAAAGUACAAUGUAAUUUCAAGUGAAGAAUAUAAUUCAUGGAGAUUGUUUCCAUUUCGCAAACAGAUAUGGACAAGUUUUCAUUGUGAAAGAAACAAAAGCUGCAAAUUUAUGUAUUUUCAUGCGCUUGGUGAAACAUUUGAUAAUUUAAUGAAAUCAAGAUCCAUGCUUUGGGAGGAUAUAGUACUAGAUAUCGAGAAAAGGUUAAAUUCUUGUUUUCCAGUCAAUCCAAAAAGAAAUCUUGACCAUCUGGAGUGGCAUGUAUUAUGGAAGGAACGGAAUAGAAUGAAGAGUAAAAGUUAUAAGAACUGGGUCACUUGUGGGAGAAAAAUAAAAUUAAUCCAAAAUUCUAAAUUUUGCAAUCCUAUGCUACUUCACUUGUGGAAUAGAAUUUCUCAUCAUCCUCAGAUUAACUCUGAAAAUCAUGAAGUAAAGACAGUUUGCUAUUGGGAUAUUGAUGCGUUAGUUUCUUUAAUUCGUGAACUUCAAAAUGUAGAGGAUUAUCACCUUAUAUUGAUAACAGUCAUGCAGCUGGAAAACAAUGACAAAGACCCUAUACUAUCUAACCUAAGAGAAGCAUUUCCUUUGAAUCAAACAAUUUGUUUUGACCUGACAUCUGAAGUCUUAGAGUUGCCCAAUGAAAGGAAUAUCAUAUAUAUCAAUACUACAUGGUGGACUCAUUCUUUGCAUCAAGAAAAUAUAAUAAAACAUGAUCUCACAAGAGUGCUACUUUAUGCAUUAAAAGCUAUGAAGAAUGGUGAUUUUCUCAUUAUUUGUGUACAGAGUCUCUUGACUAGGUACCUGGUUGGCUUAAUAUUUAUGUUAAUGUCUGUGUUUGAAAAGUUUGUGACAAUUCUUCCAAAUGAUGCUUCUCCAGCUAAUAGUGGACAGAUUUGGGCUUUUGGGAACUUUCAACAACCAGAAUGGACUAGUCGUUUGUUAAUGCACAUGAAGUUUAUUUUGGAUAUGAGUCUUUCAGAAAAUGAAGAGAUACUUGAAGUGAUACCAAUAACAACAUUAUGUGGUAGUCGAUUCUAUGAAUACCUAUUGAAUCUGAACAAUAACCAUGUAUUAACAAGAUUAAGGACCUUAACAGCAGUUGAAAAGUCAAAAUUAAGGAUAAAUGAAUAAUUUAUAUUUUUCUUAUCCAUGUGAUUCAUCUUUGUAACAUUUGUUUUAGUUAUUUAUGUGAUUCUUCUUUGUAACUUUUUUAAUAUAAUAAAAUAUUUAACAUAA
Molecule: messenger RNA, 2571 nt
Organism: Stegodyphus dumicola
Lineage: Eukaryota; Metazoa; Arthropoda; Arachnida; Araneae; Eresidae
Gene: aft
Product: cap methyltransferase 2
Biological process (GO): 7-methylguanosine mRNA capping; methylation
Cellular component (GO): nucleus; cytoplasm
Molecular function (GO): methyltransferase cap1 activity
Source: RefSeq, a predicted model, not a curated record